GAAACACUUCUCAUCUUCAAAGUGAUGAGGAGGAUCUUGAGCCUCCCUUGCCCCUGAGAUCUGUGGACGAGGUGCCAAACUACAGACCCCUUCCACCUCCUCACCAUCACAUGAAAAACUACGACCUCCAUCGCGUUAUGGAGGCCAGAUAUUAUCACUCUGCAGGAGGAGUGCAGAACAACAACCCCGGCCCCCUCAACGCGUACCCUCCUCAGCUACGUCACCACUGUGCUUCCUGCCCCCACAGGGACGGUACACAACACUGGCCUGGACGUGGCGACUACAGCCUGGCUCGGGGAAAUGUUUCAGUCAACGUGCCCCAGUUUUCCGCCCCCCCCCUGGAGGGUGCGGCACAGGUCAACGUGAUGAACUCAGAGGCGUCUUUCUCACAUCCUUACGAGAGAAGAAGAACCGUCAGUCUGCCCGAUGAGUGUCGAAACGUUUUUGUAACGUAUUCUUUGGACGUUUCCUCGGAGAUCGUCCCCUUUGGAGACUUCCUCACAAAGCAGGGUUUCCGACCAAUUUACAUUUUUGACGACCACAUCGGAGGUAUGGAUAUCAACAAGUGGGUGGAUGGUUACUUGAAAGAUCCAUCCAGCAUGAUUGUCAUCGCCAUCAGUCCAAAGUACAAGGCGGACAUUGAAGGAUCCGUCAUGGAUAGCCAUGGUUUACACACUAAAUAUAUUCACUCCACGAUACAGCAUGAAUUCAUCCACCAAGGCAGCUUGAAUUUUAGAUUCAUACCGCUUCUCUUCCCCAAUGCCUCACAGGAACAUGUUCCACGUUGGCUUCAGAACACGCGUGUUUACCGCUGGCCGCAGGACUCCGAGGAUUUGUUACUGCGGCUCCUCAAGGAGGAGCGAUUCAUUCCUCCUCCUGUUCCUCCGGAGCUCACCCUCAGCAUCCGACCUGUGACCCUCACAAGUGUGUAAAGACACACCUGCACUGUUUUGAUGUGUCUUUUAUAUUGCGUCUUCUGCAACUUGCGUAUUUUAAACUUUAAACAAGAAUGACCGAUACAUUAAAAUGACCACAGAGAGUAAAUUCUGAUUUGUCAAUUAUAAAACUCCACGGAUUAAGAAACCUUUGCUAUGGACAAAGUUUUGAUCUUGCAUUCAGCAAGACCAUUUUCCAUGGAAACAAUCAAAUAAUACAAAAAUCAAUCUAAUUUGAAAUGCAAUGUUUUAUUUUACAGUUUUGAUUCAUUUAAUAGGUAGCUCUAAAAUAAGUAAAUCAUAAAAACAUGCUAUUGGAUGUCAAUCAAAUGUAAAAGAAAAAAGGCAUUAGACUGUUGGUAAUUUGCUUUUAAUGGGUUGAGAGCGAAUGACUAAUUUAAUUGUUAAUUAGAGUAAAAACCUGCUGGAAGAAACUGUGA
Messenger RNA from Gasterosteus aculeatus aculeatus (three-spined stickleback), 1375 nucleotides. RefSeq lists its product as uncharacterized. The record is from RefSeq and is a predicted model, not a curated record. NCBI's taxonomy places the organism in Eukaryota, Metazoa, Chordata, Actinopteri, Perciformes, Gasterosteidae. Gene Ontology annotation, biological process: humoral immune response; positive regulation of canonical NF-kappaB signal transduction.